AUGGGCCGCACUCGGGAGGCUGGCUGUGUGGCUGCUGGUGUGGUCAUCGGAGCUGGUGCUUGCUACUGUGUGUACAAACUGACCUGGGGAAAAGAAAAUGAGGAAAUCUGGGAUGACGAUGAGGAAUGUAGUGAUAUGUCAGAGGUUGAGGUUGAGGUUGAGCAUGAGCCUGAGAUAGAAGCCAGCGAUGAAGUUGAGGAGAAUCCUGAAGCCAAACUUCAGGAUGAGUCAAAGGCUGAAGCUGAGGUGAACACAGUUGUUGAUAAUGGUCCAGCUGUGAAGAAGGAGGCACACUUGGGACCCCAGAGUGGAGGUGGCCUAGAAGCUAAGGCCAAGGCACUUUUCAAAACCCUGAAGGAACAGGCAAGCGCAAAGAUGGGCAAAGGGACCAGAGUGGGUAACAUUUCUGGGAACAGGACCCUUGUCUCAGGUUUGCCCUGUCCAGGUGGCAGGGGUGGAGGUUGCCAUCCCACCAGAAGUGGGAGUAAGGCAGGGAGCAAGGCAAGCAGCAAAUCCAAAGGAAAGACCCGAAGUAAGAGUACUAAGGCUCCAGCUACAGCUUGGCCUGUUCGUAGGGGCAAGUUCAACUUUCCCUAUAAAAUCGAUGAUAUUUUGAGUACUCCUGACCUUCAAAGGGUACUUAACAUCCUGGAAAGAACAAAUGAUCCUUUCAUUCAAGAAGUUGCUUUGGUCACUCUGGGUAAUAAUGCAGCAUAUUCAUUUAACCAAAAUGCAAUACGUGAAUUAGGUGGCGUCCCAAUUAUUGCAAAAUUGAUAAAAACAAAAGACCCCAUCAUUAGGGAAAAGACCUACAAUGCUCUUAAUAAUCUCAGUGUGAAUGCUGAAAAUCAGGGCAGGAUUAAGACAUACAUCAGUCAAGUGUGUGAUGACACCAUGGUCUGUCGCUUGGACUCAGCUGUGCAGAUGGCCGGUUUAAGACUGUUAACCAAUAUGACUGUGACUAAUCAUUACCAGCAUUUACUUUCCUAUUCUUUUCCAGACUUUUUUGCUUUGCUAUUCCUGGGGAAUCACUUCACCAAGAUACAGAUUAUGAAGCUAAUUAUAAACUUUACUGAAAAUCCAGCGAUGACAAGAGAGUUGGUCAGUUGCAAAGUACCAUCAGAAUUAAUUUUGCUCUUUAAUAAAGAAUGGGAUAGAGAGAUUCUUCUUAAUAUCCUUACUCUAUUUGAGAAUAUAAAUGACAACAUAAAAAGCGAAGGCCUUGCAUCAUCCAGGAAGGAAUUCAGCAGAAAUUCACUUUUUUUCUUAUUCAAAGAGUCAGGAGUGUGUGUUAAGAAAAUCAAAGCAUUAGCAAAUCACAAUGAUCUGGUGGUGAAAGUGAAAGUCCUGAAAGUGUUAACCAAACUGUAAUUUUGGAAGCAUCCCAGGCAGCACUGGGGUGAUUUCCUAACUUGUACAUGGGAACAAUAUAAUUUGUACGUUUUUUGUCUUUUACUGUGCUGAUAUGGCAGAGAUUCUUUUAGCUUCUAUUUUUGAAUAUGAAUAUCACAUAUCAUCAAUAAUGAUUGUGAUCAUGGGAGCUUAUGUUGGACCACUUUAAGGAUGUGAAAUGAAUAUUAGAGUUUCUAGAAAUAAGUCAUUUAAUGCUUGUGAUCUUGCUACCUAGACUGAGAUAUUUUUAUUCUCUUCUGUACUUAAAAUGGCAGUAAAUCAAGUAUAACUCUUGAAUAAGCUACAUUUUCUAUUGCUUUAAAUUUUAAUGUAGGACUUGUGUUUCAUCAAUAAAGUUGUGUGUUUUAAGCAG
Messenger RNA from Ochotona curzoniae (black-lipped pika), 1765 nucleotides. It is a transcript of the gene ARMCX1, whose product is annotated as armadillo repeat containing X-linked 1. Lineage: Eukaryota; Metazoa; Chordata; Mammalia; Lagomorpha; Ochotonidae. Gene Ontology annotation, cellular component: mitochondrion. Gene Ontology annotation, molecular function: protein binding. The coding region runs from base 1 to 1371 and encodes 456 amino acids. The transcript has a single exon. The record is from RefSeq and is a predicted model, not a curated record.